Messenger RNA from Geodia barretti, 3174 nucleotides. The record is from the annotation of a GenBank genome assembly. NCBI's taxonomy places the organism in Eukaryota, Metazoa, Porifera, Demospongiae, Tetractinellida, Geodiidae.
ACGAGACGUGCAUGUCAUAAAACAUACCUGGAUAGUUAUGAAUCAGUAGAAGACUCUAGUCUCCUUCAAGGGAUCGUAGAAAGUUGGAGCCGAGGCGGCUAACCGAGCGUGGUGCGCUCCAUUUGGGACACGUGGUUGACCUUUGACCUAUAAAAUGCUUCCACUGGCAGCGUCGUUUAGACUUUUCGUCGGCCACAGAAUUGCCAGUCACCAGCACCCGCUUCUACCUGUGUUCUGCGCCAGAAACUAUGCCACUAAGAAAAAGAAGAGUCAGACCUCUGCUGUCAAUAUCGAAAAGCUCCUCUAAACAUGGACGUGUGCCUGGGUGCAAACUAUUACAAGACUGGGGAGGACCCUGUGAUUAGACUGGAGGGGGAAUACCCAGAAUGGCUACGGAAUCUGGAUCCAGACAAGCAAAUGGAUGUGGACCCUGACUCUAAGCAGUACUGGAGGAGGAUAAGAAAGAAAGAGGCACACAGAGUCAUAGCCACUCUCAGAGAAAGACACUGAAUCUCAUAAUUAUUCUGUCAUUUCUUUAUUGCGCAUGCGCGGUUACUCUAGGAGAUGCUGCGCAUUAUAUGGAAGUUCACUCUUUUAUGGUCUAUGGAUCUCUCUCAGUUGAGUGUCAAGCGUCAGUUGAAGAGGGCCAAGCUGUUCGAGGUACAGAAAAUCGUCAGGCAGAUUCGUAUUCAUCAAAACAAAAAAGGGACAGAUGCUCAGUUGCAGAAGAGUAAGAGGAAGGUUAAAAGACUUGAAGAUGUCCUAGAUGCCCUCAAAGACCUUGAUCUUGGCAGCCUGGCUCAGGAGCUGUGUCUGAGUCUACAGGAAAGCUGCGAGCUUCCCAGCUGCAGGGGACUGUGGAGAGCAAAUUUUGUUGACAUUGACCUGGUUGUUCUUUUUCAGAGGUUGAAGAGUAACAGACCUGGUCAACGGACAAGGCAAAAGAAAUGGGAGGUAGUGUUUGGAGAAAAGGCCAAACAUUUAGCAGCGAGCAAGAAACGACGGAAGAUCAGAACAGAUACAGUUGCCCUGCUUCGGUGUCCGGGAUAUCGAACGAUACUAGAAACUCGCAGAAUGAUUUCGAGCACCCCCGAGAAGUCAGCUUCUGACUUUUCCCUUCUUGCUGAAGACGAGGCCAACAGAACGGAGCUGCAGUUCAGCCCAAGUACAGAUAUUUCAAGUCAGGAACACGCGAGCGAUUCCCAGACAACAAACAGCAGGAGGCCGAAACAUGCGCGGACUCCUCGUCAACCGGGAAAUAUAGACUCCUUCCAGAAGGAGAUUGAGAAGUGGGAAGAGUUUUACGACGACAUGAAGACGUACCUCACAGAUGGCUCCCUGACCCCAAGGAACCGUGCCGGCAUCCUCAGACAGGCGGACGCCUUUUUUCUCGGUCUAGACGGUGGGAUGUUUUUCACGAAGACGCUGCGGGACGGGACGCUGACGCUGAAACUCCCGGUGGUACGGAGCUACGAGGAGAGAAUGGAGGUGUGCAAACGUAUCCACGUGAGCACAGGGGAGGAGGGCAUUCAUCAUCGCAGAGAUACCAUGUUGGAGCUCCUGGGGCAGCAGUACUACUGGAGGGGACAACGCAGGGAUGUCUGUCAGUGUCUUACACACACUGUUAUCGGCACUUUGUUGCAAAGAGAAUUGCCUCAUGUGAGAUGUGUUCCAUUGGACUGGGAGGAAAGAGACGGUCCAAGCCGCCGAGCCAGAAACGGGAUAUCCGUCCAGGUAGCAAGCUGCCCCGAAUUGAAUCCCCACCUCCUCUUCCACCCUGCAGCAGAGCCAGCUACACUCCUCCCCCUUUCUCCUCUCUCCCCUCCCUCACCCCUCCCCACACCACGCCCCCUGUCACUGUUCCGAGCACAAACUCUCAGGAAACACGUUUUGUACUUUCAAAGCUCUCCCACUUUCAAUGUUUCCUCUCACAACCAGAAUUCCCUCCUCCCACUCAGUGGAGGUGUGGCCUUCUCCCCUCCUUCUAACUCCCUCAGCGUCACCAACUCUCCAGUCUUCUUGCAAACCACUGAAAUUGCACAAACUCGCUCUGCCUCAACUCCUUUAAUAGCCGCCACCCAAAAAGACGUGGUAGUGCGAGGAUCUGCUACCGCUACACUCCACAAAUCAGGCAAGAAACCCCGCGCCCUUCCCGUCACUUUAAACUCUGCUGUAGCACUAGUCGAUCCACUGGCCAAUCUUUACACAAUUGCAGAGGCCUGUCUCCUGAAUAGCCCCGAGAUCACUGCCUCCUCAUCCACCGUGCUUCCCCAGCCUUCAAGAGCUAACCCAGAGAUGAGCGUAGCCUCAGAGGUGACAGUUUCCGACAGCAGUGGGCUACAGAUAUUCACCACUAUCAAUGAGCCUUACUUUGAGAGUCACAAGGAAACAGCUAGCAGUGGGCCACAAUCGGUUUCAGCAGUGGCUGUUGAUCAACAAACAGCUAUAGAGUCGAUGCAGAUGGCUCUAAAGAACACGGCAGAUCCCUGCCAGCUGUCCCAGAUUGCCGGGCAGUCCCUCUCCUCAGUCUUUGCCCUCCCUUCCUCCACCUCGCUAGCCGUGGUCUGCCCCAGCCGCGGUGCAGCCUACCUCACCUCUCUCUCCUCCAUACUCGCACACCAGGGCCUUCUCAACCCUAGAUUACCCACUGGAACCACUCCAAUUGUUCUGCACGAUACAAUAUGUGAAAACGGCUCCCCAAGUGUAUUUUCAUCGUUUCUCGGAGCCAGCAACUGGAAUCUUGGGACACACACAGUACCUAUGGACAGGGAAAUAUUGCAGGCUACUGUUAGUAGCAAUAGAGUGGCUGCUGUGUUGUACAGACCGUUGGCGUAUCCCCCAAACACCAGUUUUCUCUGUCUUCGAGACAUUCAUUCCGUCUGCAAUCCUCAUGGCGUUUCGAUCAUCUUGGACUGCUCCAUUGCCGCCGGUGACACACUCCCUCACCUGAGAGGCACCAUUAAGAAGAUGCUGACGACAGGGGCGGACCUAAUCAUGCUGCCAAACACCGAACACUUCCAGGGGCCGGCCCACACCUGUGUUGUGAUAGGCCGGACCAGUCUACUGACUGGGUGCUGGGAGAGGCUCUCGCUGCUCCAGCCCAGCCUGCCUCUACCGCUGUUCUGCUCUGCCUAUGACACAGUCGGCAGCGUCGUGGCUUUCAAAUCACUGCAG